UAACAUUGCCUAUUUGUAAACAAAAAUGGCGUUCGUGUGUUUGGCGGAUUUUGAAUGACCGUAGAUUGUAUAGUCAGCCCAGGAGAUUGGCCAUUCCCGUUGGUUGUCAGAUUCUUGAUAUCAUGCAGCUAUUGAAGCCAGAAUGGGUUAAUCACGAUGGUGAUAAGGCCAUCUUUAGUGUAGAUCUGCAUCCAGAUGGCUCAAGAUUUGCAACAGGAGGACAAGGUCAGGACUCCUCAGGCCGAGUUGUGAUUUGGAACCUUAAGCCUGUUGUGUAUGAAAAGUUUGAGGAAGAUGAAAAGGUGCCUCGUUUGUUGUGUCAACUAGAUCAGCAUCUUGGAUGUGUGAAUUGCGUACGAUGGUCUCAUGCGGGUCGUUACUUGGCAUCAGCUGGUGAUGACAAAGUUAUAAUUAUAUGGCAACAAAGUAGACUUGGAGGAGGUGCAGUGUUUGGUUCGAAUGUUGUGAAUGUCGAGUCGUGGCGUAGCGUAACUACUCUUAGGGGUCAUAAUGGAGAUAUUUUAGAUGUUGCCUGGUCUCCAGGAGAUGUUUGGCUCGCAUCAGCUUCAGUUGACAAUAAUGUUAUUAUAUGGAACACUGCAAAGUGGCCAGAACAGGUUAGGGUUUUACGAGGACACACAGGUCUUGUGAAAGGAGUAACGUGGGAUCCUGUUGGUCGUUAUUUAGCCUCUCAAGCUGACGACAAAAGCCUACGUAUCUGGCGCACUGCAGACUGGGGUACUGAGGAAAAGAUUAUUGAACCUUUUACAGAGUGUGGUGGCACAACUACAGUAUUGCGACCAAGCUGGUCGCCAGAUGGUCAGUAUUUGGUCUCUGCACAUGCCAUGAACAAUGGUGGACCCACGGCACAAAUCGUUGAACGGGAUGGUUGGAAUACUGACAAGGACUUUGUUGGGCACAGGAAACCUAUUACUUGUGUGAGGUUUAAUCCAAACAUUCUUAAAAAAACUGACUCUAAGACUGGGAAAUCUGUACAGUAUUGUUGUGUGGCCAUUGGAUCUCGUGACAGGUCCAUCUCCAUCUGGUUUACUUCACUGAAGAGGCCUCUUGUAGUCAUCCAUGACAUAUUUGAAGACUCGGUUCUUGAUCUCUCAUGGAGCAACUGUGGCAGGUGUUUGAUGGCCGUUUCCAAAGAUGGGACGCUAGCCUUCAUUAAUUUUUCUAUGAAUGAAAUUGGACAUCCUUUGUCAGAGGACGAAACAAAUAAUCUACAUAUCAAAUUGUAUGGCAAAUCUGCUGUCACAUCUGCAUCUUCAGUGAAUCCAGCUAUAAUAGAGAAUGCGGAAAUAUUGCGGCUGAAGGAAGAGGAAAGCGAGAAAGCCAAGGCUGCUAGUAGUAGGGAAUUCAGCCAGCGGCCCACACCUGCCACACCACAAAGAGCACCAAUCAACAAACAAAUUGAAACAAGAACAGCAGAUGGAAAGAGGCGAAUCACGCCAAUGUUUAUACCUCCAACAGAAGGGGUGGACAGCCCCUCAAAGUCAUAUGAAGCCAGCUUUUCUUCAAGUCAGCAGGAGAAAAGUAAAAUCGUUGUGGAGAAAGUUGACCAGAUUGUAGAGCCUAAUGUGUCAAGCACCCGAAACACAUUCUGUGGUAGUUUGUCUGGUACACCAAGCAAGCUUCCUGCUCCUCUCCCGGAGGAAUUUAAUGGAAUGCCUGCUGCUCUUCCUGCCCGCUUGGAAAGGUCAGAGAAAGCACUUGAAACUCAGGGAUCCUGCACACCUAUAGCAUCAGGUAAACGCAAGCAUGAUGACCCUCAGCCAAUUGUUGUCAAAAGAAAGCGAGGCCGUCCCGCUAUGUAUGAUAGAACUCCUGUGGCCCCUCCUUCUCGUGCUUCAACCCCUCCCCCGGUAGCGCAGGGACCGCCUUCAAGACCCCAGCCUGUUGUGACAACAGUUCAACCAGUUGAUGUCAUUCAUAUUCUUCCAGAAGCUUCUCUUUCUAAAUCAGCAAGAAUACAGAUUCCUGGUGAGCCUUCUGGUGAUUCACCAGGACCUUUGUUGGUUGUGGAGAAUGAUCACAGAGUUGGCAGUGGCAAUGUUGGUGUUGGGAGUUCUGUGCCAAAUCUUCACCGUGUGACAAGAGAGCAAGUCAACCUUGUCAGCUGGGUCUUGUUCUUUACCUCUCAGGUUACAGCAGCAUCAGCAACAACCAAGAUUGCUACUAUUUCAUGCCGUGACAAGACCCUGCAUAUCGUGGAUAUAAAGACAGGAGAAAUGAUGUUGCCUCCAUUGCAGCUUCCAGGAAGAGCCUCUCAGUUGUUUUUAGAAGAAGAUAUUGUCAUUGUACUCACCACUGAUGCCACCCUUAUCAUCUGGGACAUUAGCAAAAAGAAGAGGUUGCUCUCAGAAUCUAUCAGAUAUUUAGUUGAAGGACGCAGUGGUGGUGUCAAGUCUGUUUCACUGGCUUUAAAAGGAACUCCAGUUGUACUUUUAACAUCGGGUGAAGCCUUUGCAAGAUGCCAAGAAUUAGAGGCUUGGUUGCUGCUGGGUGAAUCUUCCAGUGUGCGUCGUGUGUUGCAACCAGAGUAUACUAUGUUGCCGCAAUGUUAUCAGAGCAACCCAUCCUUGCAGCCUCUCAACAGUCUACUACAUCAGACUGCUGCAUACUCUGGGUCUUCAAGAGUCUCUCGUCCACUAAUCUCAGAUGAUGUACGCCAGAGUAUGACUGAAGUUUACCUUGACCGGAUGCUUACAUCUGCCCGUUACCUUCACUCUUCCCAAGACUAUAAAUUCUGGUUGAAGAGGAAAGUCCAGUUCCUAAUUAAGGAAGGUCAGGAGAGGAAGCUGAGAGUUAUCUUUGAUGACUUUCUGGGUCCAAGACACAGUGGUCAUGCACACACUGAUGAAGGAGCCUGGUCACCAAACAUCAUGGACAUGGACAAGAAGUCACUUCUGGAGGAAUUUCUAAGAGAGAUUCUUCUAGCAGAAAAUUCACUCCAACUCCAGCGACUGUACUCUGAGUACAAAAGCCAAGUGGAUGGUGAUGUAGUUGAAAAUAUUUAAGUCAUUUUUGUUUUUUUAUUGCUUUGCCAAAUGUGUACCUACUUAAUUGACAAACCUUUGCAUUGUACAUGAGCUUUAUCUUCUAUUGGCUGAGAGAGUAUACCAGUCCAAAGUCUGGAAAAUACCACCAAGAGGGUACAAGGGAUGGUCAACCCACGAAGGGUGGGUCAUCAGUAAUAAAAGGAGAUUCCUCCUAUUCAUUCACUCUGGCUAGUCAUUAUUCUUCUCAUCUUGCCACUCUGCAGAUGGUUUCUGUUAGUGGUGGCCUAUUAUUCUCUUAAUUAGUUUUUUCUUCAACUUUUACCGUAAGGAUACUGAUCUUACUCCUUUGUUAAAGUGGGUGAAUCAGAGGAAUGUGUUAUUUUUAGCAGAAAGGAAACGCUGUUUAAAAAAUUCUUAAUGGUGGUUUUGGAUGUGUGUUAAUGAUGGGAGACACAAGCUGCUCUCUCAAAUAUCAGAUUUGUAGUCUGUGCAUGUUUUAUUCUACAGUGCUUGCAAGGUAUUGAUAGUUUAAGUAUGUGCAUUUGCUCGGUUUAGUACGAACACAUACAGGUACUGCAUAGAAGGGAAACUGUUUAUUAUAAUUUUUUUAAUGCAUUUCUGUCUUUGUUAUAUACAGAUACAGUAUGCACAAUUAUGCAUUUAUUUGGAAUGUUACGUUUAUCUUAGGUUUUUAACUUAUAUAUAUAUAUAGAUUUUAUUUGACUUGUAUUGUUAAUGGCUACACAGUUUCUUUGGCAGCUUUUCCUUUGCAUGGUUGAUGCCAUUAGGAUUAUUUCUGCUGGGUACAGAAAUGGCUUGACUUUAUGCCAGUUUUAAUUUAAAUAGGAAGGCAUUUAAAGUUAUUUCUACUUUUGUAUGUUAUUUUAUUAUUUUCAGUAGAAAGGAUUCGUCUUCAGUUUUUGCUCAAGGUAUGGAUUAUUGGAGUUUCUAUCAUGUAUGGAAUUCAUGCUUUGACAGUAGCUUAACCUUAUUGACCAUUGUUCACAGGUACCAGGAGAGCUGUGAUUUUUCACUGGUUGUCUCCAGCAUAAAUUCCUGGUAUGUACCUUGAUUUCCCAGCCAUCAGUGGGCGCAACUCUUUGAAGGUCAUAGUGCUAGAAGAAUUGGAAAGGAUAAUGAUGCACGUCCAGCUUAGUUUUUAAAAUUUGGGUACACCCUACAUGCUUUAAUGAGUACAACUUUUUUUUUUCCCAUCCUUUAAUGUUACCAGGCAAUCAUUCUCUGGGUCAUUUUGUGCUUCAAAAGACUUGUCCUUCCUUUGCUUCCUGCCAAAAUCUCUGUCCUUAUGUAAAGGGGUUUGACCAAUUUUAGCAGACCAUGAACAUAUGCACAGCAAUCCUUCAUGAAGUGGAAAUCCCAUACAAUUCUCUUACUGUAUUUGGAAUGGGGAAAGCAUCCCAAGAAUUUGUGGCCUUACUAUGACUUGACUGUUGUCUCCAAUACAGUAAAUAUUGCUUCCAUUUAUCUAGACAACUCUUCUAUUUCUCCUAUGUUGUGUCAUGUAAUCAGUCCUACUGCCCAUCUGAUAGUCCUGAAAUGAUUUGCCGAGAUAAUCAAGAUUCCUCUUUACAUAAUUUCAUUAUCAGCAAGAUUUGUCGGUUGUCCACAAAUGAUCAGUAAUUGUAAUCAAUUGACUCAGACCUUUGCAGUGGUUGGUUUCAUGUAUGAGUACACUCCAGCCAUUGAUAUUUUUUUCCUUGUUUGGUAUUUAUUGUCAGUUAUGCCCUUUGGAUUUUGUUUUAAGACUAAAGUGCAUUUUUCUUCAAGUUGACUGUUUCACCUCUCAAAUUUUUAGAGUUGCUAUGACAUUGAAUUUUCCUAUAGGCCCAUGUAAUAUAGUAAGAGUUUAUGGUCCUUGGAGGUAGCCUCACUAGAUAAAGAAAAGAUUGUCUUUUCCUUAUGGUCAUUUUGUUUCAUGAAUUUGUUUACCAUUUAGAGAACCCAACAGUUCAAGUUAUCAUUAGUCAAACCUGGAUAGGAGUUAAAACAUUGUUACUCUGGUGACUGUUUUGAUUUUGUGGAGAGGUAAUGAAACCUUCCCAUUUUGAUUGUGGAAAGCUAGUGAAACAUUCUCAUGAGGUCAAAAUCCUCUGGUCACAGUGGGUGAGUGCAGGUUCCUUAAGUGAUAAGAUUUCAUCUCCACACAUACCAUGAUGCCCAGGGUCGUACACUCUGUGUAUGGGCUUCCAGAAGUCUUCUUGACAUUAUUCCUAAGCAGUAGAGUAGGUAAAUUUUUUAUAAACUGUAGUUAUAAAAUGGACAUAGCUGUGACUACAUACAGAAUCAGUUUCCUUCCAAAGUAACGUGUGGUCAUUAUUACUCUCUUUUUCUGCUUUUGUACCAGGUGUGUAUUGUACUGAAGAUAAGCCAAGUGUGUGGAAUACCAUCUAUUGAGGAAAGUCUUUGUAAUGUCUUUAUUUUAUAAAAAUGUCAGUCUUACCACUUCUGAUUUAGUUAUUUUGCCAGUACGGAAUGAACUAAUAUCUCCAAUAGCAAAGAAAGCUCAUGUAAAAUAGAGGUGUAUUUAGGUGGGAAAUAUCAAUGUUUUAAGAUUUUAGAUAUUUCAGUUAUUUCUGGUAUUUUUAUUUUUACUUGAUUGUAAAAGGAAAAGUUAUUUCCUGUGAUGUAUCUUUAGUUUUUUUUUUUUUCACCCUUUUUUUUUCAAAAUGGUAGUUAAGCUUUUUAAUUGAUAAUUUUUAGCUCUACUGAACAGAAUUUGGAUAAGUCUCAGGAUAAGGUACUUCAUCAGAACUUCCAGAGAGAACUUGGUUAGAUCACCCAGGUGCAUUAUCUGAAGGUAGUUUCCAAGAGAGAUGACAAUGUUUACUUUUGUCAUCAUAAAUUUUAUCAUCAAAAGUGCUGCACAGGCAUAAUAAAGUGCCUUUCCAAAAUAUUAAAACUGUAGGAUAAUGAAUUCAGAACAUAGCAGCAGAUUUUGCUUGCUCUCAAAAACAUCUCUUUAAUGACUACUGGAUGCGUGUUGUGUUGUGUAACAGAGCAUCUUCAAAAUAUAAAACUCUAGUAAGAACUUGUCCAGAUGAAUGCCACGUUAUGAUGAUAAUGUUCAAAACAUAUUUAAUGGAGUUCCUUGAGCUAGCACGAGGUAGAUGACAAUAGCUAUUAGUUCACUGCCUCACUGUUUCUUCAUAUCUUUCGUCUGCUGUCACCAGAUUUUUUUUAUGACAAAAUGUAUUGGACUGUGCACAUGCAGUAUAUCUGAAAUUACAUGUUAAUCUAGUCAUACAAAAUUUGAUGUGGUAAAUAUUUAAUUUGAAAUGACAGUCAGAUUUAGGGCCCAACAAGAUUAUUAGUAACUUAUUACCUUUUGUGUAUGUUUUGGGACACAUGAAUCAAGGGAAUAAGAAUCAGACCUUAUGUUUUUAAGUAACCCCUUGUGAUUUACCAUCAUGAGAGGAUGACUGGCCAUUGUGUAACAGGUGUACUUGAGUAUUCUGUUAAUAUGCUCUAACAGAUCUUUCAGAUUUUCACAUGAUUAAAACUGAUUUUGACUGAUAUCAAGCCUUCCCUAUUAUACAUUUUAUUUGGGAAGUCUUUUCCAAUAUCCUAUCUUGGAUAACUCAUCUUUUGAUACAUUAAUUUUGAACUGCAAGAAUAAAAAUAUAAGUAUGCAGCAGAUAACUUGCUAGUGCUCAUUUGUUAACUAGAAGGUUACCAUAUAAUGUACCAGAGUUGAUCAACAUGUGCUCGGAAAGUUUGAGUUUUAUAGCUAUCUGCCAGUCUUUACAGUUACAAUAAUAACAGGAUUCUGUAACUUUCAUUGCAGAUGCAGAUAUGUUGUUGUAUAUUUAACUAGCAUUACUAUUCUUCUGAAAUCUAUGCAAAGUUAAUUCAGGAGGAAUAAGUGUUUGGGAAUAGUGCAGCUUUGGAAAAUAGCACUGAUAACCAUGUUUAUAAUCGCACAGGAAAGUAUCUGGGGUAUUGAAUCUGGGAAUAUAAUAGUUUUUCCCACUAAUGCUUCAUGUGGCAUUAAAAGAUUUUCAUGUAUAUUACACUUUAUUUCAUGGUGUUCAUUUUUUUUUUUAAUAUACAUUAGGGAAUAUUACCUUAAAGGCCUUAAAUUUAUUUCCUGUUUUGAGGUAACUUUAAAUAUAUAGUGAAGUGUUCAGUUACUAAUGAAAGGUCUAUCUUUGUUGGUGUUACUAUUUUUUUUUUUUAAAGUUCAUGUUAGUCCUUAAAAGGCACACAAAAAAUAUUUCAAGUAUAGUCCGACCUCUUAAAUCUAGCACUCUUUGGCCUGGGAACUACUGUGAUCCUGGUCAUUUUGAAUCGGUUGCCAUUAGUUCUUGAGUGGCUACAUGGGUGGCACCACAUUGUUUCAGUUUUUUUUACUUGAAUUUCAGAACUGAAGCUUGCUCUGUGAUUAAUCAAACUCGGUUUAUUUCCAGCAAAAACAUUGAAAUUAUAAAAGUACAGCAUACAAAAGAACCGUAAUUUGUGUAUCAUGCAGUCAUUUAAAUUUUUCCAAAAACAUGAUUUCAUCAUACAGUGUAUAGUGUGAGAUGCAAUUUCAGUAGAUUACACUAGGCUAGGCCUUGUAUGCCUGAUAAUGCAUAUUAUAAAUUAUCUGAGUUAGCUUUUAACCAAGCAAAAGUUCAUUAGGUUAAAUGCAAAUCUCCAUACAUUUAACCAGGCUUACCAAUCUUCUGACUUGUUUAAGAAUUCAUUACUAUAUCUUAUAAUUAACAACCACUACUAGUGCUUGCAAGACUCUGGCAAUUAACAACCACUUACUAGUGUUUGCAAGACUGGCAUAAACAAGUACUGAUAAACAGUUGAAUCAAGAAAGCUGUUUGCCAAUGUCAGUUACUGUAACUAACACAUUUAAUAAGGGUUGCAUUACAGUUGUCAACAUUUACAAAUUUGCUAAUUUUCUAUGGUGACUUCCAUUAAUACAAAUAAAAUUUAUUCAACUUUCAUGCAAUGGAGAGGAAAGUGUUAUGAAAGUAUGCCACAAAAAUAGACGGUUGUAGCUCUGGCUGAAGUAAUGAAUAAUGCACAGGCCACAAAAACAUUUUGGAAGAGGCAAAAGCAACUUCCAAUACUGGCGAAGUCACACCUUUACUUCAUUUAGUUUACUGCAUUUAUGAUUAAACUUGCCUUUUUAUACCCAUCUUUGGUAAA
Messenger RNA from Macrobrachium nipponense, 8171 nucleotides. RefSeq names its product protein HIRA-like (gene Hira). Gene Ontology annotation, biological process: DNA-templated transcription; chromatin remodeling; regulation of DNA-templated transcription. The record is from RefSeq and is a predicted model, not a curated record. Lineage: Eukaryota; Metazoa; Arthropoda; Malacostraca; Decapoda; Palaemonidae. The transcript has 18 exons. Bases 123 to 3026 code for a protein of 967 amino acids. Gene Ontology annotation, cellular component: HIR complex; chromatin; nucleus. Gene Ontology annotation, molecular function: protein binding; nucleosome binding.